AUGGCAGCCAGCCAUCUUCAAAAAUAUUGUCUGUCUGAUGAUGCUGGUGGCCCUCCAAAUAAUGGCUGGACAGUCCACUAUGGUCCAUAUGGGUUGUUUGCUGGACGUGAUGCGUCCCGUGGCCUGGCCACCUUUUCCCUAGAUACAGAAAAUGCCAUACGUGACGAGUAUGAUGACUUGAGUGACCUGAACUCCAUGCAGAUGGACAGUAUUAGGGAGUGGGAGAUGCAGUUCACAGAAAAAUAUGACUAUGUUGGUCGGCUGCUAAAACCCGGUGAGACUCCACGUGAAUAUUCUGACACAGAGGAUGAAACUGACAAAUCCAAGGAUGCAUAA
This is a messenger RNA of Lingula anatina, 336 nucleotides long. RefSeq names its product membrane-associated progesterone receptor component 1. Gene Ontology annotation, cellular component: endoplasmic reticulum; endomembrane system; membrane. The record is from RefSeq and is a predicted model, not a curated record. NCBI's taxonomy places the organism in Eukaryota, Metazoa, Brachiopoda, Lingulata, Lingulida, Lingulidae.